Plasmodium reichenowi is the source of this 1557-nucleotide messenger RNA. Its product is annotated as mitochondrial import inner membrane translocase subunit TIM50, putative. The transcript has a single exon. The coding region runs from base 1 to 1557 and encodes 518 amino acids. Gene Ontology annotation, molecular function: phosphoprotein phosphatase activity. The record is from RefSeq and is a predicted model, not a curated record. NCBI's taxonomy places the organism in Eukaryota, Apicomplexa, Aconoidasida, Haemosporida, Plasmodiidae.
AUGAAUACACUUUUAGGUUUAAAACGGUUAUGUGGUAAUAAAGAUAAAAUAUGUAAUAAUGUUUUAAGAAAAUGUUAUAGUAUUAAAGGGAAUAUAACUAAAAGUGAUAAGGAGGAAUUGAUAGAUGAGAAUAUAUUUUAUGAAAAAGAGGAAGGGAAAAAAGGAAAUUUAGGAAAUUAUUAUGUUAUAAGAGAUAUGAAGAAUGGGAAAAUAGGCUUUGUAUAUAAUAGAACAGAUGUUUUUGAUAGUAUGAGAAAUAUUGAUAUGUUUUAUAUGAAUAAAUUAAAUAUUGAUAAUAAAAAGGAUAUACAUCCAAGUAAUGAAAUGCAUUAUGUGAAUGAAAGGAUGAGAAAUAAUUUUUUAUAUAAUGAAAAUAAGAAAUAUAAUUUAUUAAAUAAUAUAUUUAAUUUAAAAAAGUAUAAGGUUUGUAGAAGAAAAUCAUUUAAUGGAUUAGAAAAUAUCGGAAAUUACAAAUAUUUCAGUUCAAGGACAGGAUUUAAUAAUAAUACGAUGAAGGUUAAAGAUAAAUGUGAAAAGAAUAUGGGUGUAGAUAAUAAUAAAUGUGGUGUAAAAUAUAAUAAUAUAGAUAAUAAGAGAAUGGAUAUAAAUAAUAAUAUAAGAAAUAGAUUAUUGAAGAAGAAUAAAUUAGGUGAUAAUUUGAUAAAUAAUAAGGAGAGUAAAACAUUAAAAGAAAUAUAUUUGGAUAAAAAAGAGAAAGAGAAAUUAAUUAAGAUGUAUUUAUUAUUAAGUUUAUUAUUAAUGCCAUUUGGAUAUAUAUAUAUGUAUUGUAUAGAAAAUGAUAUAACAGUAGAAGAAUUUAUAAAAAUGAUGAAAAAAAAAGGAGAUAUAUUAGAAAAUAAAUAUAAUGAUAUAUUAAAUGAAUUUAUAGAUAAAUAUUUCCCCCUAAGUAAUGAACCUUUAUUACCAGAUUUUAAAGAUUUGAAUUAUCCAGAAAAUUUACCUACUUUAGUUAUAGAUUUAAAUUAUGUGAUAGCUAAAUUAGAGUAUGAUAGGAAAACAGGUUGGAGAGUAUUAAAGAGGCCAUAUGCUGAUAGAUUUUUUAAAGAGUUAUCAAGUUUUUAUGAAAUCGUAAUCUGGUCAGAUGAUAAUUUUCCAGUAGCUCAAGAAGUUAUAUCUAAAUGGGGUAUACCAGCUAUUGGUUGUCUACAUAGAGAUCAAUGUUCCAAAAAAAAAAAAUCUUAUGUAAAAGAUUUAAAAAGAUUAGGUCGUAAUCUAGAUAGAGUUGUAAUUAUAGAUCAUGAUGCAAAAGCAUUUAUGUUACAACCAGAAAAUGGUAUAUUAAUAAAAGAAUUUCAUGGGGAUUUAAAUGAUAAAGAAAUGUUAUGUCUAAUUGAUUUAUUAAAAUCCUUUGCUAUAAGUACUCAUGAUAUAUCACAAUUUUUAAAAAAACAUGGUGGUGGUGAUUAUAACAUAGGAAAAAGAUAUUUACAACAAAAAAGUGAUACAGAACAAAAAUCACAGCGUAUUAGAAAUAUAGGUAAAAUUUUUCAUCUCGAUAAUAAAAAAUCUACAAAUGGCAUUUCAUUUAAUUCGUGA